Messenger RNA from Exaiptasia diaphana, 730 nucleotides. RefSeq lists its product as uncharacterized. The transcript is spliced from 5 exons. The record is from RefSeq and is a predicted model, not a curated record. Bases 159 to 659 code for a protein of 166 amino acids. NCBI's taxonomy places the organism in Eukaryota, Metazoa, Cnidaria, Anthozoa, Actiniaria, Aiptasiidae.
CCAGAGUCCAUUCUCAUCAAGCAUUUGCAUAUCUUUAACAUAAUUUUAUGACGGACAUCAAGACAAACUCAAGGAAAGGUUUUACUUUUAUAACUGUAGAGAACAAUAUGAAAUCGAGAUAUUAGUCUGUCAUUAACUUCAGAAGUCCAAUAUAUAAUAUGACUGAUAUUCAACUUCAAAGGGAUACCUUUGGAUACCUUCCAUACCUGACACACUGGGCGCCCCACGAGCCGGCUAUAAAGAAAUCGCACGCUGGAAACUCAGACCACUGGGCAAAAAUGAAACAUAAGGUAGCGAGUUUAUCAAUCCAAGAUAGUUCGGGAAAGAACCGAGUAUUUCACACUGACAGAAUGAGACAUGAGCGACCACCAGAAAAAGGAUCCUUCGAUAACGUAAUACGUUUUCAGCAUGAGAUCGAUGGUACUCUAACUCGUAUAGGAGGUUCAAAUUUCUCAGAUAUUAUAGUAAGAGAGUUACAUGGCAAAUUACCAGGAGAUUACACCAAACCGCGCCCGCUACCUCCUAAACUACUCAGGACCGCGGCAAACGCAAGAGCUAGAGAGGGUCACAAGUACUGGUACAUGGAGAAAACCUUUAAGAAAGAUCCUGGUAAAUAUACUAUGGGGUCAGCCAAGACAUUUUUAGGUAUUGGCAAGUAAAGACUAGUGUGACUCUCAACUUGUAAAUAAUAGUGUGUACUGUAUGAAAUAAAGGUGUGUUUUCAGGUUAA